This is a messenger RNA of Scleropages formosus (Asian bonytongue), 7456 nucleotides long. RefSeq names its product voltage-dependent L-type calcium channel subunit alpha-1D-like. Gene Ontology annotation, biological process: calcium ion import across plasma membrane. Gene Ontology annotation, cellular component: membrane; voltage-gated calcium channel complex. Gene Ontology annotation, molecular function: high voltage-gated calcium channel activity. The transcript has 48 exons. NCBI's taxonomy places the organism in Eukaryota, Metazoa, Chordata, Actinopteri, Osteoglossiformes, Osteoglossidae. The record is from RefSeq and is a predicted model, not a curated record. Bases 361 to 6699 code for a protein of 2112 amino acids.
GCGCGCGCGCGCGUGCCGCGUGCCCUCGAGCCGGAGAGUGUUGAUUGGCGUGCGGAGCGGAGCGCGCGGACGUGCGGGAUUCGGGCCCCCGAAGCGCUGGAGGUGUUUCUUUUUCUUUCUUUUUUUUUUUUUUUUUCUUUCCUUUUCCCUCUAGACUAGUCUCUCCUUCCUCUUCUUCUUCUUCCUCCUGAUUUUACCGGGAACGAGGGAGUCACACCUGCCGGGAGCAGCAGCGUCUUCGGCCCAGAGGCAAAUUAUGCCAUCAGCACCAGCGUCCCAGCCCCCGGCUCAGCGUGCCCCUCGGCCCCUGCACCGAAAGAGCUCCCCUGGCAGGCCCCGCUCCGUGCUGCAGCCCAGGCCAUGAGUGCCACUGGCCCCGCCCCCGCCGGCCCGGUUCCCGCACCCGCUCCCACCCCCACGCCUGCCAGCUCGCUCGCCCAGAGGAAGAGGCAGCAGUACGCCAAGAGCAAGAAGCAGGGCAGCUCGGCUAACAGCCGGCCUCCGCGCGCCCUCUUCUGCCUGACCCUGAACAACCCUCUCCGGAGAGCCUGCAUCAGCCUCGUCGAGUGGAAGCCAUUUGAUAUCUUCAUACUAAUAGCUAUUUUUGCCAACUGCAUGGCCCUGGCUGUUUAUAUCCCCUUUCCUGAGGACGACUCGAACUCGACGAACCAUGACUUGGAAACAGUGGAAUAUGCCUUCCUUAUCAUUUUUACAAUUGAAACAUUUUUGAAGAUUAUAGCGUAUGGAUUAGUAAUGCACCAGAAUGCAUAUGUGCGCAAUGGCUGGAACAUGCUGGAUUUUGUCAUUGUAGUCAUAGGGUUGUUUAGUGUUGUCUUGGAGUUUCUUACCAAAGACAAGGAGUCGGACACAGCAGGAAGCAACUCGGCGGCACAUGGCCACGGGGGGAAACCAGGGGGCUUUGAUGUGAAAGCGCUGCGAGCGUUCCGUGUGCUGCGCCCCCUGCGGCUCGUCUCAGGAGUUCCCAGUUUACAGGUUGUGCUCAACUCCAUCAUAAAAGCCAUGGUGCCCCUCCUCCACAUCGCCCUCCUCGUUCUCUUCGUGAUCAUCAUAUACGCCAUCAUCGGACUGGAGCUCUUCAUCGGGAAGAUGCACGCGACUUGCUUCGUUGCCGGCACAGACAUCAUUGCGGAGGAGGAACCUGCACCGUGUGCAAUCUCAGGUCAUGGGCGCCAAUGCCCCGUCAACGGUACUGUAUGCAGGGAGGGCUGGCACGGCCCCAACGGCGGCAUCACCAACUUCGACAAUUUUGCCUUCGCCAUGCUCACUGUGUUUCAGUGCAUCACCAUGGAGGGCUGGACCGACGUGCUCUACUGGAUGAACGACGCCAUGGGGCUUGAGCUGCCCUGGGUCUACUUUGUCAGUCUCGUCAUCUUUGGAUCCUUUUUCGUUCUAAAUCUCGUUCUUGGUGUGUUGAGCGGGGAGUUUUCCAAGGAGAGGGAGAAGGCGAAAGCACGCGGAGACUUUCAGAAGCUGCGGGAGAAACAGCAGCUGGAGGAGGACCUCAAAGGCUACCUGGACUGGAUCACUCAGGCGGAGGACAUCGACCCGGACAACGAGGAGGACGGCGAUGAUGAUGGCAAGCGCAACCCUAGCGUGCCGGCGAGCGAGACGGAGUCGGUGAAUACAGAGAAUGUGAACAGCGAGGACGAGAAGAUGCCGUGCUGUGCACCACUUUGUCAGAAGAUUUCAAAGUCAAAGUUCAGUCGGCGCUGGCGUCGCUGGAACAGAUUCUGUCGCAGGAAGUGCAGACUCGCGGUAAAGUCCGUCACCUUCUACUGGCUCGUCAUCAUCCUGGUCUUUCUCAACACGCUUACCAUCUCCUCGGAGCACUACAACCAGCCCCGGUGGCUCACGCAGGUGCAGGACGUGGCCAACAAGGUGCUUCUGGCUCUCUUCACGUGCGAGAUGCUCGUGAAGAUGUAUAGCCUGGGCCUGCAGGCCUACUUUGUGUCGCUCUUCAACCGCUUCGACUGCUUCGUGGUGUGCGGCGGCAUCACCGAGACCAUCCUGGUGGAGCUGGAGAUCAUGUCCCCACUGGGCAUCUCUGUGUUCCGCUGCGUACGCUUGCUGCGUAUCUUCAAAGUCACUCGUCACUGGGCGUCUCUCAGCAACUUGGUGGCAUCACUACUCAACUCCAUGAAGUCCAUCGCCUCCCUGCUGCUGCUGCUCUUCCUCUUCAUCAUCAUCUUCUCCCUGUUGGGCAUGCAGGUGUUUGGAGGCAAGUUCAACUUUGAUGAGACUCAGACCAAGAGGAGCACCUUUGAUAACUUUCCACAGGCCCUUCUCACCGUAUUCCAGAUUUUGACAGGUGAAGAUUGGAAUGCCGUCAUGUACGAUGGGAUCAUGGCUUACGGAGGUCCGUCCUCGUCCGGGAUGAUCGUCUGCAUCUAUUUCAUCAUCCUCUUCAUUUGUGGAAACUACAUUCUGUUGAACGUGUUUCUGGCCAUCGCUGUGGACAACCUAGCAGAUGCAGAGAGCCUGAACACGGUGCAGCAAGAGGAGGCCGACGAAAAGGAAAAGAAGAAGAGCGCCAGAUCCGGGGACAAAAAAGAGGAUGAGAAAGGUGACAGUGACACCAAGGUGCCAGUGGAUGAGGAGGAGCUCGAGAAAGAGUCGUACCCAGAAGCAGCAGAGGACGACGAGGACGAGCCUGACGUCCCCGCAGGACCCCGGCCCCCCAUUUCGGAGCUUGUGAAGAAGGAGAAAAUCACACCGAUCCCUGAAGGCAGCGCCUUCUUCAUCUUCAGCAACACGAACCCGGUUCGAGUGGCCUGUCACAGGCUCAUCAACCACCAUAUCUUCACGAACCUCAUCCUCGUCUUCAUCAUGCUGAGCUCCGUCUCCCUGGCUGCAGAGGACCCCAUCCGCAACUUCUCUGCGAGGAACAUCAUACUUGGUUACCUUGAUUAUGCCUUCACGGCAAUCUUUACUGUUGAGAUCCUCUUGAAGGUAAAUGCCCUCUCCGUGCCUCUGUGUGCUUGUGCCAGUGCUCGUGCAGUAACCUCGAACCGUCUCGUUGCCUUCCAGGUCCUAGGCUAUGCAGAUUAUGUCUUCACUAGUAUGUUUACGUUUGAGAUCAUUUUGAAGAUGACCACGUACGGGGCUUUCCUGCACAAAGGCGCAUUCUGUCGUAAUUAUUUCAACCUGUUGGACCUGCUGGUGGUCGGCGUGUCACUGGUGUCCUUUGGCAUUCAGUCUUCUGCCAUCUCCGUGGUGAAGAUCCUGCGAGUUCUGCGUGUGCUGCGUCCCCUGAGGGCCAUCAACCGCGCCAAGGGCCUCAAGCACGUGGUGCAGUGUGUGUUUGUGGCCAUCAGGACCAUCGGCAACAUCAUGAUCGUCACCACACUUCUGCAGUUCAUGUUUGCUUGCAUAGGAGUACAGCUCUUCAAGGGCAAGUUCUACCGCUGCUCGGAUGAGGCCAAGUCCAGUCCAGAGGAGUGCAAGGGAACCUACAUCCUGUACAAAGACGGUGACGUGAACCAGCCGGUGAUCCGCGAGAGACAGUGGCUCAACAGUGAGUUCAACUUCGACAACGUGCUCAUGGCCAUGAUGGCGCUCUUCACCGUGUCCACCUUCGAGGGCUGGCCAGCGCUGCUCUACAAGGCCAUCGAUUCCAACCGGGAGAACCUGGGCCCAAUAUAUAACUACCGUGUGGAGAUCUCCAUCUUCUUCAUCAUCUACAUCAUCAUCAUCGCCUUCUUCAUGAUGAACAUCUUUGUGGGUUUUGUCAUCGUCACUUUCCAGGAGCAGGGGGAGAAGGAGUACAAGAACUGCGAGCUGGACAAAAACCAGCGGCAGUGCGUGGAAUAUGCCCUGAAGGCACGCCCCCUGCGCAGGUACAUCCCCAAGAACCCAUAUCAGUACAAGUUCUGGUAUGUCGUGAACUCUACGGGCUUCGAGUACAUCAUGUUCGUACUCAUCAUGCUCAACACGCUGUGCCUGGCUGUACAGCACUAUGGCCAGUCGCCGCUCUUCAACUAUGUCAUGGACAUCCUCAACAUGGUCUUCACAGCUGUCUUCACCGUGGAGAUGGUCCUUAAGCUCAUCGCCUUCAAGCCCAGGCACUAUUUCACUGAUGCAUGGAACACUUUCGAUGCCUUAAUCGUGGUGGGCAGCGUCGUUGACAUUGCCAUCACCGAAGUCAAUCCCACAGAGGCUCCCCAGGUGGAUGAGUCUGGGAACACGGAGGACAGCGCCAGAAUCUCCAUCACCUUCUUCCGUCUCUUCCGAGUCAUGCGAUUGGUGAAGCUGCUCAGCAGGGGAGAAGGCAUUCGUACUCUCCUCUGGACCUUCAUCAAGUCCUUCCAGGCUCUGCCAUACGUCGCUCUCCUCAUCGCCAUGCUUUUCUUCAUCUACGCCGUCAUUGGGAUGCAGAUGUUCGGAAAGAUCGCCAUGGUUGACGGAACACACAUCAACCGGAACAACAAUUUCCAGACUUUCCCACAGGCUGUUUUGCUGCUCUUCAGGUGUGCCACAGGUGAAGCGUGGCAAGAGAUCAUGCUGGCUUGCAUGCCUGGGAAGCUGUGUGACCCCGAGUCAGACUACAACCCUGGCGAGGAGAAGAGUUGCGGCAGCGGUUUCGCCAUAGUCUAUUUCAUCACCUUCUACAUGCUGUGUGCCUUCCUGAUAAUUAACUUGUUUGUGGCUGUCAUCAUGGACAACUUUGACUAUCUGACACGUGAUUGGUCUAUUCUUGGUCCCCAUCACUUGGAUGAGUUUAAGAGGAUAUGGUCAGAGUAUGACCCAGAGGCCAAGGGCCGGAUCAAGCAUCUGGAUGUGGUGACACUGCUGCGCCGCAUACAGCCCCCGCUGGGCUUCGGUAAACUGUGUCCUCACAGAGUUGCCUGCAAGAGGCUUGUAGCGAUGAACAUGCCGCUCAACAGCGAUGGCACCGUCAUGUUCAACGCAACACUGUUUGCGUUGGUGCGCACGGCCCUCAAGAUUAAGACCGAGGGAAACCUGGAGCAGGCCAAUGAAGAGCUGCGCGCUGUCAUCAAGAAGAUAUGGAAACGUACAAGCAUGAAGCUUCUGGACCAAGUGGUUCCCCCAGCUGGCGAUGAUGAGGUGACCGUGGGGAAGUUCUAUGCCACCUUCCUGAUACAGGACUACUUUAGGAAAUUCAAGAAACGCAAAGAGGAAGGCUUGGUGGGUGUGCACGCAUCUCAGAACAACACGGCCAUCGCUCUGCAGGCUGGGCUCCGCACGCUACAUGAUAUCGGGCCAGAAAUUCGAAGAGCAAUAUCAUGUGACCUGCAAGACGAGGAGCUUAUAGACUUUAUUCCUGAGGAGGACGAGGAGUUUUACAGGCGAAAUGGUGGACUUUUUGGCAAUCACAUCAAUCAUAUCAAUGGGGAUCACAGGAGCUCCUUACAUCAGACCAAUGCUACCCAGCGCCCACUGCAGGUCCACCCACCACCACACUAUGCCUACAUGGAGCACCCUGUGGGCAGACUGGGCAGGAUGAGCCAUGCCCUCUCCCACAACCACCACCACCAUCACAACACGUACCACAAGUCACCGAAGUCCACUAACAUCAACCUCAACAAUGCCAACAUACCUAAUGGGAAGCAUCAUGGCUACUACGAGUAUGCUCCUUCAAAUGGCUACCCUGGAAGCCACAGCUCCUACUACCCAGGGGACUACGACAAGCCCAGGAACCCCCACAUCCAAAGGACACGCUACUAUGAGACCUAUAUUAGAGCCCACGCAGGGGACGACCGACGGCCAACCAUUCGCAGAGAGGAUGACAACAGCGAGGAUGACCGCUACUCUGGGGAGUACUACAGCGGAGACGAGUUCUAUGAGAAUGACAGCAUGCUGUCAGGAGACAGAGGCUACCAUCACCUUGACGGUUACUAUGACGAUGACGAGCAGCCACUCUACCGUGACUCCAGAAGGUCACCAAAAAGACGACUUCUCCCCCCCACACCACAAGCCAACAGACGGCCAUCAUUCAAUUUUGAGUGUCUGCGCAGACAGAACAGCCAGGAUGACCUCCCACGGUCCCCAGCAUUCCACCAACGCACGGCGCUGCCUUUGCAUCUGAUGCAGCACCAGGUGAUGGCUGUGGCUGGACUGGACUCCAACCGAGCCCAGAGACUCUCCCCAGCACGGUCGACACGUUCGUGGGCCACGCCUCCUGCCACUCCUCUUAGUAAGGACUGCUCGCCCUACUACACACCCCUGGUGCGGUUCGGCCGCCCGAGCCGAGGCAGCGCGAGCAGCCACCAGUCAUCCAUGCGCAAGAGUUCAUGGUACACGGACGACACGGACCACCAGCACAAGAUGUACGCACCAGUACACCUGCAGGUACCCACUGAGUACCGACCCCAGUACCACCAGAAGAGAGGCAGCGCCACAAGCCUGGUGGAGGCGGUGCUCAUAUCCGAGGGCCUGGGCAGGUAUGCAAAGGAUCCAAAGUUUGUUGCAGCGACAAAACACGAGAUAGCAGAUGCUUGCGAGAUGACCAUAGACGAGAUGGAGAGCGCGGCGAGCCACCUGCUUAACGGCAGCCUGUCGCCGGGGGGCAGUGGCGACCUCUUCCCCAUCCUGGGGCACAGGGAGUACGAGGUCCAGGACAUCUCCCCUGGGUACAGCGACGAGGAGGUGGAGCACGAGGCACCCGGGAAGUACGAGGAGGACUUGGCUGACGAAAUGAUAUGCAUUACAACGUUGUAGCGGCAGCCCAGCCGAUGACAGGAAGAGGAGAAGCGAAACACGGCACAAGCAGGCAACAUGCAUGCUGUCGCUCAGCUAUCUACAGAAGUGCCUUUUUCUGACGGAGCGCGGAAGGCACCGGAAGGUGGACGAGAGAGCAGAGGUGCUCCGGCCCCAGCCGCAUGCCUGCCCCCCGGCUGGGGGACCGUGCGUGUGGGUAGCGGUCGGUCGCACCGAAAUGCAUAUCAGGCACAGCAGCGCAGGCAUAUCCCUGACGGAGAGGCAAACACCGAACUGCUAUGUUACUUCCAAAACUGUGGCCAACAACACAAGAGACAGAAGCGCCCGAUUACACAGAUAUCACUGUGUGACGCUAGUGCUGCCGCACCACACGCUACACGGCUACGCGGCUACACGGCUACGCGGCCGCAGCCCAUGGAAGAUUCCCACUGGACAUACAGCAUUUAUGCACUAGCAGCCAGUUCUUCUGGAAUUUUACAACAGCCUGUUUAAUAUUUCCUAGUAGAUGAACUGUACAGUUACUGUAAUAUAUUACCGGAAAGACUUUGUAAAGAGAUCUUCUAUAUUUUGUAAUUAUGUACCGUACAUAAAACAGCAAUAUGGUUCCUAAUUAAUGUUAUAUUUAAAAAUAGAUUGAUGUUAUUUUAUGAUGUACUGUACAACAGUUUUGCCUUUUCUUUUUAGCUUAAAUGAACUCGAUCUGUCUGCAAGUGUUUUUUCUAGGAAGUUACGUAAAUAUGAAUAUACUUUUGCACAA